AUGCCCAUUGAACCAGCUGGGAUUGAAACGAGUGUUGUGGACUCGGGGUCUCUCUUACAGUCAGUCAUAGAUGAGAUCAUCCAACUUCCAACGAACGUUCCAUCACUUUUUAUGGAUUUGGAAGGGAUACAGCUUGGCCGGCAUGGUUCAUUAUCUAUCAUGUCGCUUUAUUUGGCCCCCAAGAAGCGGGUAUACCUCAUCGAUAUUCAUAAACUAGGAACUGAAGCAAUUUCUACCGUCAACAGCAAGGGGAAAUCUCUCAAAUUCAUACUGGAAUCUUCAGUCAUUUUGAAAGUACUAUUUGAUGUUCGACAUGAUUCGGAUGCAUUGUUCAGCCACUACGGGAUUGCCCUUGACGGUAUCAGGGAUAUUCAACUAAUGGAAAUCGGAACAAGAAAGGGCCCGAAAGAUUUCCUAGCUGGGCUAAGCAAAUGCGUUGAGAAAGACAGUACGAUUUCUGCAGCGGAGAAACAGGCAUGGGAGCUUACCAAAAGCACUACUCGACGACUCUUUGAUCCUGCUUUUGGAGGACGAUAUGAUAUAUUCAAUGAGCGUCCUAUUCAGCCAAUGAUUGUGAAAUACUGCGCAGGAGAUGUCACGCUAUUGCCAGAUCUUUUUAAUGCAUAUAAUGCUAAGUUAUGUCAACCUGGCAAUAAAUUUUGGGAACUUCAUGUUUUGGAAGCUACUCAAGAGCGGAUCAAGCUUUCACAAAGCCCAAGUUUUGAUGGGACAUCGAAUACCAAUGCCCGCGGAACCUGGGACAAAGAGUCUCUCGAAGAAGCCCUUAAUCAAUGGAAUGAUGAUAUUCUGGAUAAUGCAUUUGAGGAUGAUAUCCUGGAUGAAAUGCUUUGGGCGGAUGUUUUCGAUGGACCUGAGGAAUUUGAUGAUUGGGAGGAUGAUGGUCCGACCAGCUGCAGGGAUAUCAUCAACAAUUGCGACUACGAUUACUACUAUUCAGACUAG
Messenger RNA from Talaromyces rugulosus, 963 nucleotides. RefSeq lists its product as uncharacterized. The record is from RefSeq and is a predicted model, not a curated record. Gene Ontology annotation, molecular function: 3'-5' exonuclease activity; nucleic acid binding. NCBI's taxonomy places the organism in Eukaryota, Fungi, Ascomycota, Eurotiomycetes, Eurotiales, Trichocomaceae. The coding region runs from base 1 to 963 and encodes 320 amino acids. Gene Ontology annotation, biological process: nucleobase-containing compound metabolic process. The transcript has a single exon.